CUCACUCAGCCUAUUGCCGGCUAGAGCACUCGUGCAGUUGUGAACUUCUCUCGGAGUGCGCUGUAGCGGCCAGACUCCAGAUUUCCGCACAAUCUCCGCACACGUUCUAACUGCUAAUGCUCUGGUUCAUAAGAAAUCCCGAUAUCUAUGGCAAUUCCUGCGAUAAUACUUAUCGCAUAAUAUCAUAGCAUGGAAUGCUAUAAAGGUCCAAUGAAUUCGUGUAUGUUGUCUCAUUACUCUCCCAUCCAUAUCUAGCACGCCAUGGCUCUCUUCACACCUACCAAGCUAGGAUCUGUUACCAUCCCCAACAGGAUCGGAAUGAGCGCUCUGACGCGUAAUCGCUCAGAUCACACCGUUCCCAAUGCUAUCAUGCUCGAAUAUUAUGUCCAGCGCGCCAAGGGCGGAACUGGUUUCAUCGUCACCGAGGGAACGCUCCCAUCGCGUCAAGGGACCGAAUGGCCUAACGCACCUGGUAUCUUCAACCAAGAGCAGAUCGACGGUUGGAAGAAAAUCGUGGAUGCUGUUCAUGCAGAGGGUUCUAAAAUCUACUGCCAGUUGCUGCACUUGGGUCGGAUCAGUCACCCCGAUGCACCCGAGCAAUUGGCUGCUGGAGAGCCUGUCUGGGCGCCUUCGGCCAUCUCUGCACGCGGAGGAAAGUUCAGACUUUUGCCUGGUGUCCCGGGCUACGUGACGCCCACCGAGGUACCUGACCCCACGGUCCUCAUCGCCCAAAUCAAGCAAGCCGCGGUCAAUGCUAAAAAGGCGGGUUUCGACGGAGUCGAACUGCACGGGGCAAACGGCUACCUUGUGGCUCAGUUCCUCGAGACUCACUCGAAUCAGCGCACCGACAAAUGGGGUGGCAGCGUCGAGAACCGUACCCGGUUUGCGUUGGAGACAUUGAAGGCGCUUAUUGAGGUGUAUGGCGAGAAUGUCUCGAUCAAGAUCAACCCUGCUGGAGGCUACAAUGGCGAGUAUUUAUUUCAGGACCAUCAUUCAAAAACUGAUAGCGAAUCGGUUUCAGACAUGGGUAUGCCUCUCCAGGAUGCUAUCGACACGUACAGCUAUCUUCUGAAGGCCGUCGACACCAUGGGGCUGUCAUACGUCGCCCUCGUCCGAUACAGCGAGGCUUUCGACCCCGAAUAUGAUGGCAAGAAACGGGGCACCCCGCACGACAUUGUCGCCACGUACAGCCCUUUCUUGCAGAAAACCCCGAUCUGGGUCAAUUCCGGUGUGACUCCGGAAGAGGCUGAGAAGCUUGUGAGUGGUGGUGAGAUCGCUGGGGUGUUCUUUGGGUUUGCGCAGAUCACGUGCCCGGAUGUCGGCUACCGUAUCAAAGCUGGGAUCCCGCUCGAUAACGCGCCUGACUUGAAGCAUACGUACGGAAUCGAGGGUGUGGACUAUGCGAUCGGGUACACCGACUACCCCGCUGCGAAGUAGAAUCGAUUCUACAGUCCCUAGAACCUAUCACAUGAAACAAUUUGGC
Messenger RNA from Mycena citricolor, 1483 nucleotides. The record is from the annotation of a GenBank genome assembly. Lineage: Eukaryota; Fungi; Basidiomycota; Agaricomycetes; Agaricales; Mycenaceae.